AAUCCAGUGGAACUGAAAAAUCAUAUUUAACAAAAUUAAUUAUUGUUUGCAUAAAAAUAGAAAGAAAAACUUAUCCUUUAAUAGCAUCAACAGGGAUAGCUGCACAAAAUGUUGAAGGAUUUACUAUUCAUUCUAUACUUAGAAUAGUACAAACAGAAUUAGGCUAUCAAUUAUUAGCUUUUUAUAAUCUUGAAUUUAAAAAUAAAUUUACAGAAAAUUCAAUAUUUGAAGGUAUCUGUGUAAAAGUUGCAGGUGAUUUGAUACAAUUUUUACCAGUAAGUAGUAAAGCUGUAUUUUAUUCAUCAGUAUGGCAAUUAUUUCAUUCUUUAUUUUUGUAUAAAUCUCAAAGAUAUAAUGAAGAUAAUAAAUUUUAUAAAAUGUUAAAAGAAAUUAGAUUUAGAAAAAUAUUAAAUGCAACCUAG
This is a messenger RNA of Funneliformis mosseae, 422 nucleotides long. NCBI's taxonomy places the organism in Eukaryota, Fungi, Glomeromycota, Glomeromycetes, Glomerales, Glomeraceae. The record is from the annotation of a GenBank genome assembly.